AUGAUCGGUACUUCAUUCGUCAUGCUCGCUAUCGCUGCCUCGGCUUCUGCUGCACCUCAAUUCUACGGAUCUUUCCUGCCUACCGAGACUUACGGAUCGGGCUCCACUGGUAUCGGCGGUUACGGAGCAGGCUAUGGCUCGAGCUACGGCCUCGCAGACGGCUAUGCAUCUGGCACGGGCGCGCUCUACAACAACGCCUACAACAACCUUGGCUAUGGCCAAGCCAUCAACAACAACGCCUACGGCAACCUCAACCAGGGAUCAAACGCCUACGGCACAGGCAGCGCCUACGGCAAUGGCUUCGGCUCCGUCUCCGGUGGCCAGUCAAGCAACUCGGAUGUCGGCGGCUUCGCUAAGAACAACGACAAGUCAUCCACCACC
This is a messenger RNA of Mixia osmundae IAM 14324, 381 nucleotides long. RefSeq lists its product as uncharacterized. The transcript is spliced from 2 exons. Lineage: Eukaryota; Fungi; Basidiomycota; Mixiomycetes; Mixiales; Mixiaceae. The annotation marks the transcript as partial. The record is from RefSeq and is a predicted model, not a curated record.